CCACCCGCAGCCGCUAGCAAUGAAAGCACCGCCUAUGAUGGGUCCCAGAGUUGGUGCGGCAGCAAUGGUGAUGCCAUAGCAUACCAUAGGCGUUCCCCGUUGACGAGGGGUCCAUAUAUCAACGAUAGAUCCUCCAGUGAUAGAGAUGGGAGAGCUGCCAAAGACUCCAGCGAAAAACCUCGUGAUCAGGAUGGUCUGGAUAUCUUUGGCGGUUGCGGUGCCGAAAGCGAAAGCAGCACUAACAAAUGGCGCCCAAAGCAUGGGCCCGAGGGCGAAGCCGAAAAUGAGGAGGCUGGUCCCGGCGUUGGCAACCUCAGCUUUUCUGGUCUCGGCCACUCGCGCAUCUGGCGCAUCUCGCAUAAGCUAUGCGAAAGCCAGAAAUCAUACCACGCCGUUUCUGGCGGGGUACCGCGUUGGUUCGCACAACUGUCCGUCUCGUUCUUUGAUCAAAUCCGCAUCUUGAUCUCUUACUGCCUAGUCAACAUCGCGUCUCUGCAUACUUACAAUCUAUCCGACGAGGCAAUCAGAAGAUCCACAAGAAGCUCGUCCAUGUCAGGAUUGUUACAGUCGCACGUUCAAGUGCCUACCUGCAUCCAUUGUCGCCAACGUAGAGUCAAAUGUGACCGUCAACAUCCACAGUGCUCAAAUUGUUUGCGAUCUGAGGUCAGCUGCGUCUACCCGCCUGGUAGAGGCAGAGCACCUAAGCGACCAAGACGCAAUUUGACGCCUCAACUAGCAGAGCGCUUGACUCGUCUUGAGAAGCUAGUCGGAGAAGUUGACAUUUCUACAAUUCGGACGAGCCAAAAGACUUCUCAGUCAGAUCAAGAUGCGGAGCAAUCACUUGAUCAAGAUUUCAGCCGUCUUAAAGUUGAUGAAUCAAGGAGUUACUAUGUGAACAAUGCAUUAUGGGUCACCUUGUCUAAUGAGCUCCGCGAUCUUCUCUUCGAGCCUGCUAUUGAAGAUGCUGGCUAUGACGACCCUGCGGUCGCUUCAUCUACCACUACAACUGCCAUCUCACCGUCAUGUUCCCAGCUGGGCCUCAAUACCGCUAUCUUCGGCCAUCAUACUCUUGCUUUGCCUCUUCACCAUUACUAUCCUUCGUUGUCCCAAGCCCCCACGCUUUUUGCUGCAUUUAGUGAGAACGUUGCGCCGCUAGUACGCAUUUUUCAUAUGCCUACGUUGACGAAGACCUACUGGGACACAGUCACAUCGAUUGACUCUGUUGACAAGCAUACAGAAGCUCUCCUAUUCGCUAUCCAUUAUUCAGCCGUCAUUAGUCUCAGCUCGGAGCAAUGUUCCAAGAUCAUGGACGACACACGUGAAGCCAUCUCAGCAAAGUACCGAUUUGCGGUCGAACAGGCUUUCGCUCAAGGCAAUCUGCUCGGUACUCAGAGCAUGACUUUGUUACAAGCUGCGGUACUGUUCUUGUCUGCCUUGCCAAACGAAGAAGACUCACGAGCUGCGUGGGCACUCACAUCUCUUGUCUUCCACAUCGCAAGGACUAUGGGUCUUCAUCGCGACGGCACCGUAUUUGGGCUCAAACCUUUUGAGACAGAACUCCGCAGACGUCUGUGGUGGCAAAUUUGCAUUAUCGAUAGUCGCUCAUCAGAAUAUCAUUGCAAUGAGCCUAUCGCCCUGGGACUUGUCACAGACACCAAGCCUCCGCUGCACAUCAAUGACGAUGAUCUGUCAUCUGAAUUGCUGCAGCCUCCAGCCGAGAGAUGGGACUCUGCCACUGACAUGACGCUCAGUCUAGUUCGAUGUGAGACCAUACAGACAGGUUGGAAGCUGAGUCGUAUAAAGCACAAGCAGAACAAAGAACUCGAGGAUCUCGGCACUUUGGGAUCACACGAGAGCCCAGAUUUCUCCGACGAACGAUUGUCUCUGAUUCAAGGUCUUGAAUCGAGAUUACGCGACAAAUAUCUGCCUAUCUGUGAUAGCUCUGUACCGAUCCAACUUCUCGCAUCAAGCGUGGCACGUAUCAUACUUGGUCGCUUCAAGCUGAUAGCUCAGUAUUCGGGAGCUUCGCGGGAGAAGGAAAGCUAUGGUAAGACUCUAACGGCACAGCUNCGUCCGAAAGACAACAUGCGUGACGAGCUGUUCGAAACAUCCAUUGGCAUACUAGAAGCGUCCGGCAUACUUUUGACAUCCAAAGAGCUCAUGCACUUCACUUGGUACUCGAAAACCCAUAUUCAGUGGAAUGCCAUGACACUUGUUCUUUCUGAGCUAUGUUCUCGAGGUCAGUCUUCUCAAUGUGAUCGCGCCUGGGACUGUGUGCAAACCGUGUACGAGGCUUGGAGAUUCCACGGUAACGAGUUAGAGGAAACUCGCCUCGCUCUGUGGCGACCUAUCAGACGGCUUAUGGCCAAAGUGCGCUACGUUAGAGAAAUACAGCAAACGGAUCCUGGACAGCCAUCGAAAUCCAUUCGAAGUACUCGAGCUGGCAAUUCCAUACCUUGUUUCUUAUCACCGGGAGAAAUGUCUCAGCCUGCGAUGGCAACCUUUUCCAGCGAUUGGUCAGAGCCCUUACAGCAAGCAGAAGAUUCUGUGCUAAUGCCCCAGACCUGUUUGACCGGACCAUAUUCGGUCCAAAAUAGUUACCGCAACCAGCCAGAUGCUCUACAGGGAGUACUUAGUACAGACACAAGAGACCCAUUCAUGGAUUGGAUUCCGCAGUGGCCCUUUGCGGAUAUUGAUCCAGACAUUGAGUCAUCGCUCACAGACUAUGAUUUCGUAUUA
Molecule: messenger RNA, 2739 nt
Organism: Aureobasidium musti
Lineage: Eukaryota; Fungi; Ascomycota; Dothideomycetes; Dothideales; Saccotheciaceae
Source: the annotation of a GenBank genome assembly